GUACCGCGCUUUGAAACGUGGUUUUGUUUUCAUGAAUGUGAUGAAGAAAACAAAAUAGGCCUAGAGUAGAGACACACCAAAGUCAAAAGAAUAAAAUUAAGUGAAUAUUUACCGCCAGAGGUAUAUCAAUAUUAUUUCCUAUCGUACUAUAAUGUUAGCUGGAAAUUUCUACGCGAAGUUGUGAGAUUAUGGCAUGAUUGAGAAUGGACACCAUAUCAUACUCCGAAACUCCAAAUCAAAGGAGAAAGAAAUCUGGUUCCCCCAAGAAAAAUAGAAGUAUGAGAGGUCAUCCAGAGGGCAACAGUAUUCUACAUAAAGAAAAACUUAAAAUGACACUUCCUUCCAUGAUCAAGGAUGACAGCAUUUCGCCCUCAAAAAAGAAAAAACAUGGACUUUCAGAUAAUUUAGAUGAUUCUACCGACAAAUAUUACACACAUAAAUCAAAACAUUUUGAUCUGACAGAAAAUUUACUAGAUAGAAGCACACCAGAUUCACUUGGUGAAAUAAGUUCAAUUGCUCACAUGUCAGAGAUGACUAUGCAUACAACUGGCAUACGUAAAAACCGCAAAGGAGAUGUGACUUUUGAGAAAGCUGUUCAACGAGCUAGAGGAACUCCAGAUGGAGCAGAAAAGUCUUUUGCAGUGAAGAAUACUAACAAAAUAUCACAAGAAACUAAAGAAAAGUCAAAGAAAUUAUUAGAUGAAGAGUUAGAGUUAUGUACUAAAGAAAAUUCACCAGCAAUAAAGAAACAUGAUUCAAUAAAACCAUUAGAAAGGAAAAAAUCUAUUAAGCUUCAGAUCAAACAAGCCGCUAAGAAACUGAAAGGCUUGAAGACUAAAGGUAACUUAGAGAAGAGUAGAAAUCUACAAAAAAAGAAAUUACCAGAUGCCUCACAUUCAAUGUUACAUGAUGAUACAAUGGUGAAGAAAGCUAAAACCAAAGACAUGAAUUGGAAAGACAGAAGAACAGCUUCUAGAAUUGCUAAAAAUCAUUAUCAGCUAAUACAGAAUUCUAAACUUAUAUGGGAACAAUUGAGAAAAAAAGAUUUAUCAGAUCAGAAGAGAAUAGAACACUGUACAGAAUUAUAUACAGGUGUUAAAGGUAAAAUAGCCGAGUUUUCAUUAGCUCACGAUACAGCCCGUAUGAUACAGUGUUUAAUCAAAUAUGGUACAGCAAUUCAAAAAGCUUCAGUUUUAGAUGAAAUAAAAGAUUCAAUCGUCAAUCUGUGUAAAUCUAAAUAUGGUAAAUUUGUAGUAAUGAAGAUGAUGAAGUAUGGAAACAAAUUUCAGCGAAGUCUUAUUCUAAAACAGUUACAUGGUAAAGUUGUUAAACUGAUUCGACAUAAGGAAUCUAGUGAAGUUAUAGAGAAUGUUUUUGCUGAAUAUGCUACAGGACCACAGAAACUAACUUUAUUAGAAGAAUUCUAUGGCCCAAGUUUUGUAUUAUUCCAGACCCAAACAGCUAAAUCAUUAGAUCAGAUUAUAGAGGAACAACCUAAUAAAAAAGAAAUAAUAUUAAGCAAUAUGAAAGAAACUCUACUAUCUCUUAUUGACAAAGAGGUUUUACUACAUUCUAUGGUACACAGACUGUUCUUUGAAUUUUUUAAUUAUGCAGAAGGAAAAAUGAAAACAGAAAUGAUAGAAGCUUUAAGAGAAGGUUGUGUUAAUAUGGUACAUACUAGAGAGGGUGCUAGAGCUGUCAUGCAUUGUUUAUGGCACGGAACAGCUAAGGAUCGUAAAGUUAUAUUAAAGAGUUUUAAAACACAUAUAUUAAAGAUAUGUAAAGAACAGUAUGGUUUUCUCGUUAUGUUGGCUGUAUUUGAUUGUGUUGAUGAUACAAAAAUAGUUCAAAAAAUUAUUCUAGAUGAAAUACUCCAAUCAUUAAGUGAAAUAGCAGAUGAUCAGUAUGGUAGAAAAGUCUUAUUUUAUAUUCUGGAACCAAGAGACCCUGUUCACUUUCAUCCUGAUGUUCGACAUAUACUAGAACUGGGUGAUAAAAAUCUUACAAGUAAGAAAGAUAUGAGUGUCCGGCAUAAAGAAUUACUAGACCAAGUAUCACCUAAAUUAAUACAGUAUGUUCUAGAUAAUGUUAAAGAUCUAGUAUUUGAUAAUACUAAAUUAUUAUUAACAUUAUCUAUAAUUAUACAUGUUACAGUUGAUAGUACCGCUGCUAUGGAAGCUAUAGCUGAUAUUGCUGCUGAACCAUUUACUACUGGUGCUGAUAAAAUGCAUAUUGUAGAACAUCAUGUUGGUCAUCUUGUUAUUAAACGGUUGAUAAAUCAAGAUAAAAAACGACUUGAAAAAUGUGAAGAAGUUCUGUUUUCUACCAUAUUAUUGGAGAAAGUACCAGAAGGUAGUAUGAAGUCAUGGGCAGCAUGUAACCGAGGAUGUUUAAUAUUAGUUAAUUUGAUUGAAUUAGAAUGUGCAGAAGUCACAGAGGCAGUCACACAACAGUUGAUACCUAUAAAAAAAUCCUUACGCAAAUUGAAUUUCAAGGGAGCCCAAGUGUUGCUUCAGAAAUUAGAAAAUCCUACAUCUUCCAAACCACGCAUGAUAGACUUGUAAACUGUUUUAUAUUCUUUAUAAAUUUGGUUAAUAAUGUAUAUGUGUAUAGGUUUUUGAUAAAUAUGCAAAUAUUUUUAUUAUAAAACUAGUGUUAUCUUUUCUUACAUGCAUGCUCUUAAAAAAACAUGAAUAUCUUAUUCUCCUAGUAGGUUUUAAGAAAUUGUUGAAAUUUUGUUCAUUAUCUUUUAAAAUACCAACUAGUUUUAGAAAAUGUCAGAGGAAGAUACAGGCCUCGACUAAAAUAAGGUGAAUGUAAACUUGAGUUUAUAAAUAAUUCAAGGUAAUAUUUGUAUAAAAUAAUACUGAUUAGAAUUAAAUUGAUUAUAAGGUCAUUUUUACCAUGUUUACUACUAAUUGGUACUAGGACGGAUAAAAAAUCUCUUGUCAUCUCCCAAAUAUUUAGCAGAAUAAAUAUGUAAAAGCAGUCAUUGUUACUGUUUCUAGCCAAUCCUAUGUAAAUAAAUAUGUUGUUGAUCAUAA
Molecule: messenger RNA, 3044 nt
Organism: Patella vulgata (common limpet)
Lineage: Eukaryota; Metazoa; Mollusca; Gastropoda; Patellidae
Product: pumilio homolog 3
Exons: 18
Coding region: 204-2564 (786 amino acids)
Biological process (GO): regulation of translation
Cellular component (GO): nucleolus
Molecular function (GO): mRNA binding
Source: RefSeq, a predicted model, not a curated record